Messenger RNA from Sinocyclocheilus anshuiensis, 1447 nucleotides. Its product is annotated as epithelial cell adhesion molecule-like. NCBI's taxonomy places the organism in Eukaryota, Metazoa, Chordata, Actinopteri, Cypriniformes, Cyprinidae. The record is from RefSeq and is a predicted model, not a curated record. The transcript has 9 exons. Gene Ontology annotation, cellular component: membrane. The coding region runs from base 285 to 1202 and encodes 305 amino acids.
UGUUUCGCGUUUAGAUCAGUCGUUUGUCGGGGAAGAGCGAGGAUAUCUGCGGCAUCUAUUCGUUAUUAAGCUCAAGACUUAACAAAAAGAGGAAUAACUUUCUGGUUCGAUUUCUAGCUUUUAAAGCUUCGGUAAGAAGACUUACGCGUUGUAUUGUUUAAAGACUGGUUGAAUUGCGCUGAGGUUCUGGAGAUUAACGCAAGCAUCGGUUCCUCGUACGGAGUGAUUUAUAACGCCGAUACUUUUUUUUUUUUUUUUUUUUCCUAGUUCUCUCUAAAACCAAGAUGAAGUUUUUAGUCGCCUUGUUUGUUGCGGUGUUAGUGGAAGUGGUCGCCUCAGAAUGUUCUUGUAACAAUAUGAAAUGGGCCACAUGUGAUGGAGAUCCAUGCCAGUGCACUCUUCAAUUUACUAAGACAUACAAGCAACUGAUUGAUUGUACAAAAUUGAUUCCCAAGUGCUUCCUUAUGAAAGCAGAGAUGUUUCUCGCCAGAAACAACAAGUCCACAAAAUCAAUUGGUGGGAAGCCGGUAGAAACGGCCUUUGUGGACAAUGAUGGCAUCUAUGACCCAGAUUGUGAGAAAGAUGGAAAGUUCAAGGCUAUCCAGUGCAAUGGCACUGAAGUGUGCUGGUGCGUCAACAGUGCUGGUGUGCGCAGAAGUGACAAGGGAGACAAGAAUAUCAAGUGUGAGCCUGUGGAGACCUGUUCGGUUCGUCUGGAACUGAAGCAUAAAGAUGUGGCUGCUCCUGACGAUGUUGCCAAAUGGAAAAGUGGGAUUGAAAAUGCCUUACAGGAACGUUACAAGUUGGAUAAGAAAUUUGUGUCGGCGGUUCAGUAUGACAAAGCUGGCCGUCUCCUUGUUGUGGAUGUGAAAAAGCCUAUUGGAUCCAGUGAUCCAGACCUGUCCCUCAUGACUUACUACAUGGAGAAGGAUGUCAAAGUUCUGCCCCUCUUUCAAAACUCUCAACCAUUUGAAGUCAGUGUUGAGGGAUCCAAGGUGUCCAUGGAGAACAUCCUGGUGUACUAUGUAGAUGAAAAGGCGCCCACCUUCACAAUGCAGAGGCUGACUGGUGGUAUCAUUGCUGUCAUUGUGGUGGUCAGCUUGAUUGUGAUUGCAGGACUUCUGGUUAUUCUCUUCCUCUCACGGCGACAGAAGGCCCAGUACAGUAAAGCACAGCCCAGAGAGAUGGAGACCAUAUCUUAAAGCUAUUAAUGACGUCUCAUGCACUUGAGUCUGACACUGGGAUGUGCUCCAUGCUGAAGCUUAGACCUGCUGUACAUUUGCUUGUGACAUUUAUUAGAAAUUAAGUGUCUGUUACACGCCGAGUACAGUUUGUUUUUAAUUGUUACACUUUGCUAUUUAAUAAGGGCUCAUUUUCAGUUGGAUCAAUGUUUUAACACUGUACAGUUUGUGCCUUGUAAGUUUUUAAUAAAAUUAGUUUAAACAUU